Molecule: messenger RNA, 6718 nt
Organism: Salvia splendens (bonfire salvia)
Lineage: Eukaryota; Viridiplantae; Streptophyta; Magnoliopsida; Lamiales; Lamiaceae
Product: mediator of RNA polymerase II transcription subunit 13
Exons: 24
Coding region: 375-6284 (1969 amino acids)
Biological process (GO): positive regulation of transcription by RNA polymerase II
Cellular component (GO): mediator complex
Molecular function (GO): transcription coactivator activity
Source: RefSeq, a predicted model, not a curated record
AAUGGAAUCUGAAUUUACGGGCAUUACAAAAUCGAAGAAAGGCGCUCGAUUGCUCUGGUGCCCUCUCGCAAGUUAAAUUCAGACCGCCACUUGCAACACCUUCCAUUCUUCGCGCACUCAAACUCCUCGGCGACAAUCCGUUUCCCCCUAUUUCCGCGGCCGAUUCUGCUAUUUUCCGCCGCCGAAGUACAACGAUCGGGUCGGUUCUCUGUGUUCAAUUUCAGUAGCUCUUAUGGAUUGAAUUAGAAGAGCUUAAGUUUUUAAAUGACUUUCAUGUGCGGAGCUUGUUAUUGAGGAGGUGUCUAUAUGAGGUGUUGAAGCCUGUUAACUUUGGUGGACGCUGAGGAGAAGCCUGAUCAGGAGGCAAAUCACGGAUGUGGACAAAUAUAUUCAAAAUCGGAGGUUUGCAUCGGAUAUCAUGGUUUCAGUUUCUUCCCAAUGAAUUUGAUUUCAGCGCUCUACCUGAUAAGAGUGUGAAGGUGGACCCGAAAGAUGCAGCGAUGUCGGCAGUGCUCUCAGCACAUCUGCAGCUGCAGAAGGAAGGGUUUCUCAGCGCAUGGACUAACUCUUUCGUUGGACCCUGGGAUCCUUCUCAGGGUCUGCAUAAUCCUGAUGAGAAGAUUAAGCUUUGGCUUUUUCUCCCUGGUCAACACUCCUCUAUCAAUGAGAAGGCACAACAUGCUGUUGCCACAUUGAGAGUGCUCGCAUCUGGAUUUUGGGUGUCUCCUGGCGAUUCUGAAGAAGUUGCUUCUGCCAUAUCACAGGCUUUAAGAAACUGUAUAGAAAGAGCACUUAGAGGCUUUUCAUAUGUACGAUUUGGGGAUGUGUUCUCCAAGUAUCAGCCAUUUACUCAGAAUGAAGAACUAUUCAGGAGGGGUCAACCUGUCGCUGAGUUCAUCUUUGCUGCAACAGAAGAAACAAUAUUUGUUCAUGUUAUUAUAUCUGCUAAGCAUGUCAGAGCUCUUUCAACUGGCGACAUUGAACCUUUCCUCAGCAGCUCUAGCCGGCGUACCAAUGACCAAAUUUCAGUUGUUGUUUCUCCUCAUGGAAUGCGUGGGAAGCUCACGGGAUGUUGUCCUGGUGAUCUUGUAAAGCAAGUGUUUCUGAGCUCCGGAAAGUUUAGAGAUCCAAAUGGAACUUCAGGUCUUCCUUUCAAAGUUGCUCGAGGAUCUGGACUGCCAACUCAACAAAGGGGACAAAAUUGCUUUGUUGAAGUGACCCUUGGUUGUCAAGAAAAGCUGGCGCGGGAUAGUGCGAACUUGCAUAGUAACUUUUCUCAGCCUCAUGGCACUGAGUCUCCAGCUUCUAGAAUAUGUAAUCAGAGGUGGCCUUUAGACAAGCUUCCAAUUUGUGAAAAAAAGUUUGUCUAUCCAACAGAGGCUGUUCUUGUUCCAGUUAUGCAGACAUCUUUUGCAAGAUCAUCUUUGAAAAGAUUCUGGCUGCAAAAUUGGGCUGGACCGUCUUUGUCAGCUUCAUCACUUGUUAUGCAUUGUUUUGAUUUUGGCAGUGAUGACAAAGUUGAUUCAAUGGAUGGAUCUUCUCUUGAACCAAGUGGAACUCGUUCUUACCAUGGUUAUCGUAGUAGUAGUAACAGUAAUAGUAGUAGCUAUGGCAGCAUGAGCAGUUCCUCAAGUGACAGUGAUCGCAAGGUCCUGGGAGCUCGUGAUCUUGAGGCAGAUGCAGAUUCUUUAAUGUCCAGACAGUCUGGUUUAUCUUCCCUGGGUCAGAUGCCAAAUGAUGUCCUUCAAUUGGGUUCUAAAAGGCCACGAAGUGGGACUUCCGAGUCAUUUGGUCAAGCAGGCAUGGUUUUGAAUCCUUCCAUGACAGAUUAUGGUACCAUGGAAGCCAAUAUGUCUAUUAAUGGGGCUACAAAUGAAACUGUUGGAUCUCAGUGGGGAUGGGACGAUGAUGAUAGAGGCAUGGGGAUGGAUAUUCAAGCACUACUAUCAGAGUUUGGCGAUUUUGGUGACUUUUUUGAGAAUGAUGCUUUGCCACUCGGGGAGCCUCCAGGGACUGCUGAGUCUCAAGUUCUCAUGUUUCCUGCGCCUGAUGGUGGUGAGUUGUGUAGCAGCCCCAGCACCUCAGUGAUUGAUGUGCCAGAUCGAAUGCUUGUAUCGACAGGUUUUCCAACCUUUGAUAACUUCAACCAACUAAAUGCUCCUGAUUCUGUGGAAGAUUCAGUCAUCAAAAACCAAGAAACCACAAAGAGUUCUGCUCCCAGGCAAGUUACUUGUAUGCUGCCAUCUUCCAAUAUUGAGUUUGAUCACGUCGUAAAGGCUGAAGCACUGAUGUCAUUUGCCCCAGAAUAUGGGGGUGUGGAAGCCCCUAACAGUGAGAUCUCCUCUGUGAUUUUUCGAAGCCCCUACAUUCCUAGAUCUUGCAAAGUGGAUUCUGCAUCAAGCUCAAGCCAUUAUGUGUACUCUGCAACACCUCCUUCCCCUUGCUGUAAUGGAUCUCAUGAGAAGUCCAUCUUGCCAAGUGAGAAAGCUUGUACAGAAAAGAAAGAAUUGUGUUCUGCGUUUAAAUCAAAAAAAUAUUACACACAUGUUGAAAGAGGAAAGCAGCAAACUGGUGCAAGUCAUAAUAGUCUUAGCAAAAGUGAAGUUGGAGGUUCAUCAGCACAGUUUUUUGCUUUGAGCCAAGCAGAUGUCAAACCUAUCUCAGCUAAAGCAAGUGACAGCUCACAAAAAGGAGAUAAUUGUCUCCCAUCCGCUAGGACUGUCCUUGCAACAGAGAUUGAAUGCCUAGUGUGCCAGGUUUCCAUGUGUAGGUUGCGACAUACACUGCUUUCUUCCAGCAACAUUUCACCUUCUAGUCUGAGUGGAUUAUCUUGUAGCAGCACUCAAAAUCUAGGUCAUAAUGAUUCAAGCACCAUGGUGGACAAUAUGUCAUGCAAAUCUGAGUUGAAAAAGAAAGAAACAAUUCCUGUUAGGAUAGCUGGUGAUGUAGAUGGGGGAAUGCUAGAUGGGUCUUUGACUGCACCAGUUGGGGUCUGGCGUUCUGUUGGAAUUCCCAAAGUUGCUAAGACAGGUUCAUCAAAUAUGGAGGUCUGCCCAUCCAUUCCACAUAAUUCAUUCAUGGAAGAAAGUAUGCUUUCAUACGGACUACGGCAGCCACUACAGGAACUUCUUGAUGGUAUCGCAUUCCUUGUUCAGCAAGCUACUUCAUUUGUUGAUGUGGCUCUGGAUGCUGAUUGUGGUGAUGGUCCAUAUGGGUGGCUCGCACUUCAAGAGCAGAGGAGGCGUGGAUUUUCAUGUGGACCCUCUAUGGUACAUGCUGGCUGUGGGGGUCUUUUGGCUUCUUCCCAUUCCCUGGACAUUGCUGGAAUGGAGCUUGUUGAUCCACUCUCAGUUGAUGUCCAGGCUUCUUUAACAAUUGGUUUACUUCAGUCUGACAUAAAAGAAGCGUUGAAAUCUGCAUUUAGCAAUGCAGAUGGCCCUCUUUCUGUUAUGGAUUGGUGUAGGGGCCGUAACCCAUCCAAUGAAUCGGCGAUGACUUAUGAUGGACACUCUGCGGAGUAUAUUGCUAGUGCAAGUGAAUGCCGAGAUUCUUCUAGUACAGUAACUUUAUCCGUAGGAGAUCCCAUGAGCCCAUCUCUGACCUCUGCUGGUGGAGCAUCUGGGCUCAAAGGUGAUGGAACCAGGGGGGAUGAUGGAGGUACUUCUCUGAUGGAGUCAGAUCAGCAACACUGCUCAUGGAUACGGCCUACACUAUCUGUUGUUCCAUUUCCAUCAAUACUUGUUGGGUACCAAGAUGAUUGGCUCAAAACCUCAGCCGGUUCCUUGCAACUGUGGGAAAAGGCUCCUCUGGAACCUUAUGCAACUGUGAAACAUAUGAGCUACUACGUGGUAUGUCCAAAUAUUGAUCCACUUACAACAGCUGCUACUGAUUUUUUUCUUCAGCUUGGAACUGUUUAUGAAACCUGCAAGCUGGGAACACAUUCACCCCAAAGUCUGGGAAAUGAGUUGGAUAUAGAUUCCAAGAAAAUAUCACCUGGUUUUGCUCUUCUUGAUUGCCCUCAAUCAAUGAAGAUAGAUACCAACAAUGCAUCUAUGUUGGGAUCAAUCAGUGAUUAUUUCCUUUUCCUAUCAAAUGGCUGGGACCUGACUAGUUAUUUAAAGACUCUUUCUAAGGUUCUUAAGACCUUGAAAUUCGGUUCGUCUGUGCCAGGGAAUUCCAAGGAAGGAAAUGGUGGACCAUGCACUGUUGUUUAUGUGGUCUGCCCCUUCCCAGAGCCUCUUGCAGUCCUACAGACUGUGGUUGAAGCUUCGAUUGCUAUCGGAUCAGUGAUUCGAUCUUCUGAUAAAGAAAGGAGAUCCAUGAUGCACAAUCAAGUUGCAAAAGCUUUGAGUUACCCUGCUUCUGUAGAUGAAUCAUUUUCAAAUGUUUUGACUCUUACAGGAUUUAGCAUCCCAAAGCUUGUAUUGCAGAUUGUGACUGUAGAUGCCAUAUUUAGGGUUACUAGCCCCAAGCUAAAUGAGCUGAUCAUUCUAAAGGAAAUUGCUUUCACUGUUUACAAUAAGGCUCGGCGAAUUUCACGGGGAGCAUCUGGUGAGACAAUGUCAUCAUUAUCUGUGCCAGGGGGUUCUCAUUCAGUCUUGAUGCAAAUGUCUCCGUCAGUUCCUGGUAUGUGGAAGGAUUGUGUUGGUUCUCGAAUUGGAGGACCUCCUCUUCAGAGAGAGAGUGAACUUGAUACAAGCUUGAGACAGGGUGCUUGGGACAACUCUUGGCAGACAGCAAGGAGUGGGGGGCUUGGAGCAGAUCCCAGCAGAACUGGAGAUAUCUUUCCUCUGGAUGAUAUUCGUUGUUUGUUUGAACCACUUUUUAUUCUUGCAGAACCUGGAUCCAUUGAGCGUGGGCUUUCACCCUUUUUUGGUAAUUCGGCAGAUUCAUCAAAGCUGUCAGAUGAUUGCACAAGUACUAGCUUUGUGCAAAAUUCUACUUCUUCAGUAACUGGGGAUAAUGGUCCUGUUUCUCAGCAUGAUUCCUUGGAUUCAGAUGGUUUGACAUCUGGCCACCAAAAAUCAAUCCCAAGUCUGCAUUGUUGUUAUGGGUGGACUGAGGAUUGGCGCUGGAUGGUGUGCAUAUGGACAGAUUCAAGGGGAGAAUUGCUUGACAGUUGUGUUUACCCCUUUGGAGGAAUCAGUAGUCGGCAAGACACAAAGGGUCUGCAGUCCCUUUUUGUCCAAAUACUACAACAAGGAUGCCAGAUUCUUCAAGCUUGUUCUCCUGAUGCUGGUGUAGCUAAGCCUAGAGAUCUCGUGAUUACACGAAUUGGAUGCUUUUUUGAGCUCGAGUGCCAGGAGUGGCAGAAAGCUUUAUAUUCAGCUGGGGGUUCUGAGGUGAAAAAGUGGUCUCUGCAGCUCCGUCGUUCCCUUCCUGAUGGAAUGCCAGCUGGCAGCAAUGGAAAUUCUUUACAACAGCAGGAGAUGAGUUUAAUGCAAGAGAGGGCACUGCCUUCUUCACCAAGUACAUUGUACAGUCCUCAUUCUAAAUCUUCCUCAUUCAUGAAAGGUGGCAUUGCACAACCUUCCUCGAGGAAGCAGCUAAUGGGUGGGCAUGCAGUGUUAGACAAUUCAAAAGGCUUACUGCAAUGGGUACAGAGCAUCAGUUUUGUCUCAGUCUCGAUUGAUCAUUCAUUACAACUGGUGUUACAAGCAGAUUCAUCUCCUGGGUCAAGUCAAGGUAGUGCCACGUCAGGUCUGUCAGGCUAUCUUGAAGGAUACACACCUGUGAAGUCCCUUGGGUCUACAUCAGCUUCCUACCUUUUAGUCCCUUCACCGAGCAUGCGCUUUCUGCCUCCUUCGGUUCUUCAGCUCCCUACAUGUCUCACUGCAGAUUCCCCGCCUCUCGCCCAUCUUCUACAUAGCAAAGGAUCUGCAAUUCCCCUGUCCACGGGUUUUGUCGUUUCAAAAGCAGUACCUUCAAUGAGGAGAGAUGCCAGGAGUUUAUCAAAAGAAGAAUGGCCUUCAGUUCUCUCUGUUAGUUUAAUUGACUAUUGUGGAAUUAACGUUGUCAGCCAAGAGAAGUCAGGGAAGGGUGCCAAUAAGCCUGUGGGGCGAGGUGUGAGCUCUGAAUCCAAAGAUAUCGAGGUGGAAACGCACAUCAUACUAGAUACAAUAGCAGCAGAACUCCAUGCUUUGUCCUGGAUGACUGCUAGCCCAGCAUACUUGGAGAGAAGAUCCGCUUUGCCUUUCCAUUGUGACAUGGUUCUGAGACUCAGAAGGCUUCUCCAUUUUGCAGAUAAGGAACGCUCCCGGCUUCCAGAGAAGGCACCGACAUGACAUAGAGGUAUGUAUUGUUCGCUCGACCUUUCAUACUGUACAAUGUACAUAAUUCAAUCUCAGCUUGUGUGUAAUGAGGCGAUGUGCAGCCAUCACUUGUAGACUUGUAGUUACAAGGAUCGAUAAGCAUCUAGAUAGGAUCGCCCCUUUUGUCGUUCCAUCAGCAUAGUCUUGACUUGUAGAGAUCGAAACUAAUGUUAGUGGAAUCACAUAGUGAGAUGCGUAAAUAGUUUAUAGAGAUGCAGAUGAAACAUUUUCGGCAUUCAAUUAUGUACUAUAUUUCCAUGGUGGAGCAUAAUGAAUGUAAGUUGGUAACACCUACCACCAUUGAUUGACUGUGGAAACGAAUGAUGGAACUUGUGCUUUUGGUUCAUGGUGUAACAUCUAGAACAUUGAUUUUCAGUUAUUGUUGUUGAUUUAUUUUGUGUCAUCAA